CAGAGCCAACCUAGCAUAGAGAUACACACAUCUGCUAGAGAGAGCUGCGCUCAGCGCCCACGCCCACUCUUCUGGCUAGCCUUCACCCAGGCAGCAGUUGAUGAGAUUUCAUCAAGACAACUUCAGAGGAGGUUUGAACACAUAAGCAGCUGCACACACCAACCAGCUAACUAAUAACCAUGAAUCUCGAGGUCCCCAAGUUGGAGAUCAAGUCUGCCACCCGUGUCACUGGAGGCCCUGCAACACCACGCAAGGGACCCCCUAAAUUCAAGCAGAGGCAGACUCGCCAGUUCAAGAGCAAGCCCCCCAAGAAGGGAAUCCAGGGCUUUGGCGAUGACAUCCCUGGAAUGGAGGGCUUAGGCACUGACAUCACAGUAAUCUGCCCCUGGGAGGCCUUCAACCACCUGGAGCUUAGUGAGCUGGCCAAAUAUGGUAUCAUCUAAGUCAUCCAGACCUUCACCAUCCAUCCCACAGUCCUCUGCAUCCACCUCCAUCUACUUCAAGCCAUGCAUGUGCCUCGAGCACUCUCACAGGGUUUGACUAGAACUUUCAAGCAUAAACCAAAGCAAAGAAUAAAUAAAUAAAGAAAACGUUACAGAAAAACAACCGUCUACACUC
Oncorhynchus masou masou (cherry salmon) is the source of this 618-nucleotide messenger RNA. Its product is annotated as retinal rod rhodopsin-sensitive cGMP 3',5'-cyclic phosphodiesterase subunit gamma. The coding region runs from base 180 to 443 and encodes 87 amino acids. The record is from RefSeq and is a predicted model, not a curated record. Lineage: Eukaryota; Metazoa; Chordata; Actinopteri; Salmoniformes; Salmonidae. Gene Ontology annotation, molecular function: cGMP binding; 3',5'-cyclic-nucleotide phosphodiesterase activity. The transcript has 4 exons. Gene Ontology annotation, cellular component: photoreceptor outer segment membrane. Gene Ontology annotation, biological process: positive regulation of G protein-coupled receptor signaling pathway; visual perception; positive regulation of epidermal growth factor receptor signaling pathway.